This is a messenger RNA of Paramuricea clavata, 366 nucleotides long. Lineage: Eukaryota; Metazoa; Cnidaria; Anthozoa; Malacalcyonacea; Plexauridae. The record is from the annotation of a GenBank genome assembly.
AUGGCUGAGUCAGCAAAAAUAUUCCGAGCUACAACAAUCACUGUCAAUGAAAAAUAUAUCUCUCAGUUCGAGGAAGGUGUCUGUAUAGAAGACUCAUGUUAUAUCCACAAGAUUAUAAGAAAACGCAAGAAUGUUCUUGAUGUAAUUCUAUGUGAGCCACAGGCAGGAGAUGUUAUUGCAGGACGCGUUGCUGAAACAACCAAAUAUCUUACUCACCUUGAACUUGGACCAGUACUACUUAUUGUUCCUCACAAGCAACAAGAGCAACCUAUAAAGAUUGAUGACGUAAAGAAGGUCCUAAUGCUAAAAGUAUUCUUUGAAUAUCCAGAACCCAUCAUUAGAGUAUAUGGAAGGUUUAUUGAUUAA